This is a messenger RNA of Helicoverpa armigera (cotton bollworm), 2066 nucleotides long. It is a transcript of the gene Ns3, whose product is annotated as Nucleostemin 3. The transcript has 10 exons. Gene Ontology annotation, cellular component: cytosol. Bases 135 to 2051 code for a protein of 638 amino acids. The record is from RefSeq and is a predicted model, not a curated record. Gene Ontology annotation, biological process: ribosomal subunit export from nucleus. Gene Ontology annotation, molecular function: GTP binding; GTPase activity. NCBI's taxonomy places the organism in Eukaryota, Metazoa, Arthropoda, Insecta, Lepidoptera, Noctuidae.
AGUUUGACAUUAAACAUGUCUCUGUGACAAUCAAAUUGGAUUUAAGGAGUGCGGCACGUUUUUAAUUUAAAUUAUUAUCAAAUUUUGAAGCGUUAUCUUGGUUUAAUUACAUUUUUAUAUGAAUUUUUAACAAUAUGGGGAAGAAAAAUAAAGAAUCCUUGGGCCGGGCUCUGAUUAAGGACAGAUUUGCAAAGAAUCGUCACCGAAAACAUGUCGAAGACAAUACCAUGUUACACACAACAGAGGUCAACGAUGGUUACGACUGGGGUCGCCUCAAUCUCCAGUCCGUCACAGCGGAGUCAUCUCUCCAAGAGUUCCUCUCCACCGCUGAGUUGGCCCAGAGAGAGUUUACCGCAGAGAAACUUAACUUAAAAUAUGUGUCUUCCAUACCAAGUGAAGUUGAGGUUGUAACUUCACAACCGAACUUUGAUGAACCUCUGACAGUACCAAGGAGACCCGCAUGGCACCCAGGCAUAUCAGCCGAAGAUCAAAUGACACGUGAACGUGAAGCAUUCUUAGAAUGGAGACGGCACUUGAACGAGCUACAAGCCAAGCUUGGGGCGGCCGUUACGCCGUAUGAGAGAAACUUGGAACUUUGGAAGCAGCUGUGGAGGACAUUAGAGAAAUCUGAUGUUGUGCUGCUACUGUUGGACGCGAGGAAUCCUUUGUUGUUCAGAUGUGCAGAUUUAGAGAAAUAUGCUAAGGAACAGAAUUGCAAAAUUAUAUUAUUGUUGAACAAGGCAGAUUUGACUAAUGAAUAUGAAAGGAAGUGUUGGGCAGAGUACUUUAAUAAAGAGAAUGUGUCAAUAAUAUUCUUCUCGGCAGCAAAAGAAACAAAUACACGUAAAAUAUCAGAAGCCAGCGAGGAAAUCACACCUAUCAAUGAAGAAAUUGACUCAGAAACAGACUCGGCAAUCUCUGACACUGAACACGAUUUAGAUGACGAUGUCAACGCAAAAGAUGCCUUAAUAUGUACAGAACAAGACAUAGAAUUGUUUAAAAAACAAUUGGGAGAUCUUGAUGAAGCUGUGUGCAAUACUGCUGAUAAAAUUGAUAGGAUACAAGAGGCUUUAGACAAGGUUAUGGAGAAUUUAAGGCUGGGUAAACCUAUUGAUGAACCUGCAUCGGCCAGUGAUGUUCAAAAUGAAGAACAAGCUACAUCAGAAGUAGAAGAAGUUAAAGUACAGAAUUCCCAUGAAAUAUUUGACAGGGAGAAACUUCUGGAAGUUUUGAAGAGCACACAUGUAGAUAAGUUAAAGAAUCCUCCACGGUUAAGUGUGGGCAUGAUUGGGUAUCCUAAUGUCGGAAAGUCCAGUUCGGUUAAUGUUUUAAUGAAGACUAAAAAGGUCAGUGUCAGUUCGAUGCCUGGUCACACACGACACAUCCAGUCUUUGAUCCUAGAUGACGACAUUGAGUUGCUGGACUGUCCUGGAUUGGUGUUGCCAGCCUACGCCGUAGCUCCCGACUUGCUGUUAACUGCUGUGUUGCCAAUUGAUCAGAUGCGUGCUCACGACGCAGCAAUGGCCCGCCUCUGUCAACUAGUGAGCAAGCACACGUUUGCUGAGAAAUACGGCUUGUUGUUACCCGACGACGGCUCCAAAGAGCCUGAUUACAAGCAGAUACUUACUGCACAUGCCUACAACCGAGGCUUCAUGACAGCAGCCGGGCAACCGGACCAAUCCCGUUCAGCCCGGAUAAUGCUGAAAGAAGCUGCGAGUGGUCGCCUGCGCUGGGCACAGCUGCCUCCCGGCUGUCUCCCACAACCAGUCGACGAUAUGCUGGAAGACAGGAGGAAUGAGAAGAGAAAGCCUACGCCUAGGGAAGCUAGGAUGGUCGAGGGUUGGCUGAACAAAUCCAACGAGAUCGACAAGGCGUUCUUCGCGAUGCAGAAAUCUGCGGCUCACGUGAAAGGAAAGCCUGUACUUGGCGUCGUUGGAGCCCAGUCUGCGGAAAGUCAAGUUGCCAAGCCCUGGAAGCAAGAAAAGAAACAUGCGAAUAAGAAUAAAAGGGAAAAAUUAAGGCGAAAGUAUGCACACUUAGAUGAACAUUAACAUUAGAGUAAGACA